AUGCUUGAAGUUUCACUGAGGGCCUUGGAAGAGGCCACUGUGCAGCAGGAUGGCACUGCAUGGCAGGCCAAUGUGUUUGAUGGAGCCACCAGGGCUAAUGUGUGCAAGAGCAACAUGAGCCAGAACCAAGCUGCCUUCGCAGAAUAUCAAGCUGACUUCUCAGCACCUGACCUGCCUGGGGAAAAUCUUCAAGAUGAGCCACCUGCUGAAGAUUCCUUUGAGCAGUGGGUGGAGAGUGGCUGUGUCCUAUCAGCCCCUGGACCUGAUUGGAAAGACCUCUUGGCAGAGCAGGCUCAGAAGGAAGUAGCUGCCUCUGCCUAUGCACAUGGGAGCACAACACUUGCAGAUGACACCAAUGUGGAAGAGAGUCGCAACAGCACUGGCCGCAGGAGUCUCCGCAAAAGGAAUGGCCUCCAGUGGCCCGCUGAGUCCAACCAUGGUUGGCUAGAGGAGUCUCCACAGGAGUCCCAGCAAGAGGACUUCUUGAGCCAGUUGGCCUCCUCAGAAGCCGACAAAAAGCAAAAGGUUGUGGCGAAGCGAGCAGAGACGACGCCGUCAGGCAAUCUGUUGGCCGGGUGGUCGAUCACCUUGAGCCGUUUUCCGACCAAGGGCCAUCAGCGACCAUGGCUGCCGGCGUGGAGGCGGAAGAAUUGGCGCGGAUCGCCCAAAGCUCAGGGGCAUGUCCUUGGAAUGGAAGUGGCUCAGUGGUUCGUCCUGAAUCUGGAUGCUGCCGUCUCCAGCGGUCGCAGCACGGGAAGCAUCGCUGCCGUCUCGCGCCGUCGCCGGGCCGAGGGUAGAGCCCAGGUCAUUGAGGUUCCCACCGAAAGGCAGUGGAUACAGGCCAGACCCGCCACAAUCCUCACGGAGUCGGACCUCAGCGCCUCCGGCAGCUUCCCCGCCACCCCGGCGACGCCGGAGGCGCCGCUGCUGGCGCCGGCGCGCAGCGGAGCGGUGCAGUUUCAGAAGUGCGUGCCCGCAGCGUGGGAUGAGGCGGAAGAAAGCUUUGCGACUGAUUCUGGGCAAGGACAAAGUGGUACCACUGUGAGUGGUGAUGACAGCCCUGCGGAGCAGAAACUGCCACCGCCCACAGAGGCAGAGGGGAAAGAUGGAGCCGGUGGAACACAGGCAGCGGAGCCGGUGGAACCACCUUUGGUCCCAACUGUGCUGAUUCCUGCCCCUGAGCCGGUCCUGGAGGCACCUCAGGCGCCUCAGGCGCCUCACGUCCCCGUGGUGCGUUCCCGGGUUGACACCUCUCCAGUGGGCAGCGCUACGCCCUUGGUGAAGCUUAAAACCUUGGAGGAUUUCUUGCAGGAAGCAGAUGAAGAAUUGAAAGUGCGCCAGCGUAGUGCCUCCGGUGAAGCCGCUGAUGGCGCAGCGAGCCAUGUGGCCGCUUCGCUAUGCCCAGGGGAAGCAGCGCAGGUGGAUCCCACUGAGCAGCUGGAUGAUCUCGUCGAGGAGGAAGAUCACUUGGAAGCCAGAGACAGCGAUGCGAAAGAGCCAGAAGCGUCAUUGGAAGAGGAGCCUGAAGGCCCUGACGAACUGCCUGUGGUCAAGCUGCGGCCACCUCCCUUGAUGGUGGAGUGCGACGGUGAUGUACGGCCUGCUGGGCGUGAGUCGCUUCCAAGCCUUCCCUUGCUGUCGGUUCCUGACACGCCUUUGUCUCUUGCUGUCCAGGUCCAACCCCGAAGAGCAUCCUCCGCUCCGCCGGAGCGACGCAAAAGAGGACGUCGAGCGAAGAUCGUUCCGAUGGUCAUUUCUACAGGCUUGGCCACGGCACCCAAUUCGCAGAUUCCCUCGCCCAACGCAGUGUUUCCAACGCCCUUGCUCCCGCGAGAGCGACCGCAGGUCUUUCGCUACUCACCCCCUGAGCGCGGACGUGACCGGCGGAGCAAAUCUUUGGCGAAGUGA
This is a messenger RNA of Cladocopium goreaui, 1908 nucleotides long. The record is from the annotation of a GenBank genome assembly. Lineage: Eukaryota; Dinophyceae; Suessiales; Symbiodiniaceae.